Molecule: messenger RNA, 750 nt
Organism: Phlebotomus argentipes
Lineage: Eukaryota; Metazoa; Arthropoda; Insecta; Diptera; Psychodidae
Exons: 3
Coding region: 112-627 (171 amino acids)
Source: RefSeq, a predicted model, not a curated record
AUUGUGUUGAUGAAAGUGAAGAAACUGAUAACUUUUUAUUAAUUUAUUGUGAUAAUUUAGACUCUUUAAAACAAGUACUUAAAUUCCACUGAAAAAGUGACAGUGAGAAAAAUGGCGAUAUAUUCUGUGAUGCUCCUGCUGAUCUCAACCCUCCUGGUCACCCACGUGAGCUCCCAGCUUUGCUCCCUGCGCGACAUGAAGGAGCACGCAAUGAAUGCGUGCGACAACCUGGCCAGGAAGAUCCGCAGCCCCGACAAUCACGAGUGGAAUCCGGCCGUGUACUCGUACAAAGUGCUCAAUGAGACUGAAAGUGGAAGACGCCGCAGAGGCAUCGUUUAUGGAUGGAAAGAGUCGUAUCCUGAGAACAAUGGCUUCAUCAGGAUGAAUCUGUCCCACAGACUCUACCAUUUCCUUAGUCGGCAGCACUCUCAUCUGCACAAUAACGACGUCGAGGACUCUUUCGACGUUGCGCUCCUUGGAAAAUUCUCCCGGGAGCAUCGAAGACACCGCCAUGGACACUCAACGCACGAAGUCAGGAGCAAAAGAAGUGACUUCAACGCUCUCGUGACGUACUGCUGUAUCAGCCCAGAAGAUGACGACUGCAAUGACCAUUUGUGCUUCGUAUGAGUGUCGAAGAGUGGACAAGGAAGUGCGUAAUCUCGAAAGUGCCAACGAGUGAAUUGAGGAGUAUCUCAUUUAAGUUAAGAGACAAUCUGCGUAUUCAUAGGACUUUAUCGUGAUGCAAGAGAA